AUGGGUCGUGGAAAAAUGAACAUGAAAUUCAUAACGAAGGAGAAGAUUCGUGUCUCAACCUACCAAAAGCGAAAAAAGGGUUUGAUAAAGAAGGCUCACGAAUUCUCCAUUCUUUGCGGUGUUGAGACGUGCGUAAUUAUUUACGGGCCCCAAUUGAAGGAUGGCCCUGCUAAGCUUGAGAUUUGGCCUUCAGAUCCUGCUAAAGUCAUGCAUGUCAUCAACAAAUACAAGGGAAAGCCUUUGGAUGUACGUGAAAGGAAAUGCUUUAACGUGUUUGAUUUCUUUGCAAUUCGCCAAAAGAAGCUUGAUGAUGAGAUUUGUAAAUUGCGUAAAGCUAAUAUAGAUGCCAAGUUUUCUACAUGGGAUGAUCGUAUCAACAACUUCUCGAUCAACCAAAUUUGGGCACUUCUUGCUAGGUUUGAUUCAAACCUGGAAGCUGCAUCCAAGAAGAUCAAGAUGAUAAAGGGAAACCAUCAGUGUCUGAUUGAAGAUUCAAAAUCAGGGAUAUUGACUGGUCCUAGUACACAAGCAAGACUUAAUCAUUCUAAUCAAGCUCGACCCUGCUUGUUUCAAAAGAAUUUGGACUUAGAAGUCACAAGCCGGCAACAACCUAUGUCAGGACUAAAACCAUUUGACAUGAAUAUUGUGCCUUCCUUUUACCCUUUUGUUUCUGGUGAGGCUCUCCAAAUGCAGCCCUUCAAUGUAAAUCCUAUCGAUAAUUCGAUGAUGCUGUCCACAAACGGUUCGGAUUUCACUCAAGUGGAUGGGGAGUCUAGUAGCAGCAUAACUUACAGUUCACUUUCACCCCAAGCUUGUUAUGAUCCAUCAGCUUCAAUGCUGGACAAUGUGAUGUUCAAUAACCCUUGGGGAGUCCCGAUUUGCUUCUACGGUCCGUUUAUGCAGGCAAUGACACCCUUUGGGCAGUCUGCAAUGCCAAGCUUUCCUUUUCAGUAUGGGGAAAUCUAUCGUGACGCCGAUGAUCAGUGCGGAUCAAAGAGCAAGAAACCAAAGUUUUAG
Messenger RNA from Theobroma cacao (cacao), 1017 nucleotides. Its product is annotated as floral homeotic protein PMADS 1-like. Gene Ontology annotation, molecular function: protein dimerization activity; DNA binding. NCBI's taxonomy places the organism in Eukaryota, Viridiplantae, Streptophyta, Magnoliopsida, Malvales, Malvaceae. The record is from RefSeq and is a predicted model, not a curated record.